Paramormyrops kingsleyae is the source of this 8611-nucleotide messenger RNA. RefSeq lists its product as uncharacterized. Gene Ontology annotation, molecular function: phospholipid binding; protein binding; guanyl-nucleotide exchange factor activity. Gene Ontology annotation, biological process: regulation of ARF protein signal transduction. The record is from RefSeq and is a predicted model, not a curated record. NCBI's taxonomy places the organism in Eukaryota, Metazoa, Chordata, Actinopteri, Osteoglossiformes, Mormyridae.
GGUGAAGACGUGCGUGAUUCGGAGGGGGUAAGGGGGUUGUGUAUGUUCUACUCGCAAAAUCAGUAGCAAGAUCGUACAGCAAAGAGUGGAACUGUCCGUUUCAGGACCACGCAGUCUUGCAAACACCGAGACAGACGGACAGACAGAGAGACAGACGCCCAGUCACACGUGGCCGUAAAGGCUGGCAUGCAGGGCCACUGAGAGAAACACACACGGCCAGGCAGGCGCGCUCAGCGCGCUCCCCUCGCCCGCAUGCGGUCUGCAGUGAGCGCGGCGUUAUGCGGUAGGCGGGCGGCACAUGCUGUCGGAGGCGCCGGCGGACGCUGCGUCCCGCUCACACACCGCUCCGUCUCGGAGCUGUUAAAGAUACACAGGCCUCAUUUCUCCUGAACAUGGAUGAAGACGCCUCUUCAACUGUUGGAGAAGAGAGUAAAGAGCAAUAAAAAUCACUGAGUGAUUGGCCAGAUAAUAAAAUGAUUGCCAGAAAAAAUAAUAACUGAAGAAGAAAGAGGGUAACCAUCUCUGUAGCGUUUCAGGGUCAUGUCUUAUGGAUGUGAGGGCACUUAACGGCGAGGCACGAAGGCCCUCUCGUAAUGCCAGUGCAGUCGGCUCAGCCUCAGUGCAGGGAAUGGAGGUCCUGGCUCUAAAUUCAGGUGCCCUUGAAAGACAAAGAACUAAACACAUGGUCAAUGGUGUCAAUGGACAGGACUUUAGUCCUACUGGGUCUCGUUCCAAGCCCCGUGGAAUCAAGUUCCAACCCCACCCUGUAGACGGCUCUGGCACUCACAAGCAAAAGUUGCCAAAUGGCGGGGAUGGCUGCUUUGUGUCCACGGCGCUCCAGAACGGCACAGACAGAAAGUUCAAAGACCCAGGCACACCUUCUGGUGAGGUUCGAUUGCCAAAUGUGGUGUCAGGCAAAGAAGGCAUGCGAUCUGUUGUCACCUUCAGUUACAUCAAGAAGGCCAGCAUUAAGACUAUCGGAAGCCCCCAGGGACCAUUGCGCCACAACUCCGGGAAAACCAACGGAAUGGACACAAUGUGCAGGCCCAAGGAGGAGAGGUUAACACCUCGCAAGAGGCUGAGCAACCCCUGGUUCAAUGGUCCGGACUCUUCAUGUGGCUCCAGCCCAAAGCUGUCCUAUAUGGCCUCGAGGGGGCGGCAGGAGAACCCCCCGGACAUCCGCUGCACCCCCCUCGAGGCCAUAGGUCGAGCUGCCACACAGAGAGCCCUGAAGGAGUUUGGGUCCCCUCAGCUGAGGCUCAAGGUCGCCAGAGGGCUCUGUGGCCGUAACUCUAUGCACCAACAUCACCCACGCUGUCUGUCCUGGUCAGGCUCCCCUGGCCUGGUGCGACGUACUGACUCACUGCCAGUUGGCCCCCAUGCCAAAAGAGACCUGCCAAAGGCAGCAUCCAGCUUACCCAGAAGUCCGGCUACCAACCACCUCCCUGGCCGAUCCAAUCCAACUGUGGCAGUCGCUUCCAGAGUCAAGUACCAGGUGUCUACAGAAGCUCAAAAGCAGACACUAUCCAAGAGUGCUGUGCCCCAUUCAAACACACCAGCUUCCAUUUCUCAUGAUGCAUCUGCUCUGAAUGGUACAUGCAUUCCAAGUCCUGUACCAGGGUCUGGCUGCAGUGCUUACCUGAGCUGCAAAGCUCACCUCCAUGUGGGUGAGAAAUCAGAGGGUGGGAUGAACCAGCUGAGCGGUACGAAAGUCGCCAAUCCAACUAAUACUCCAAAUUUGGCUCACAAGAUAGCUAUGGAAGCCACAAAGCUAUCUGCCAAAUUCACAGAGGUCAGGAGGUCUUCCUUACCCAAUGCUCUAGCAGACGCUCUUCCAUCGGGGAAUACACAACUGACAGGGAGCCAGACGCAGAACUCGAACCAGAACCUAAAACCUGAACAAGACAGAGGACCACACCAGGCUCCGAUGAAUAUCCCGGUUCAUGGCCACCAGCUUCCUGAAAGUGACAACAUGGCAGACGGUAUUCCCCCGCUGGGUCCUCCAUCGUUUUUAUAUAUGUGUGAUGAAAACUCUUCAGUCGUGCAGCGAGAGGAGAAAGAUCGCAACACUGACGUGCAGUACUGCCAAAAACCUGCCCUGCAUGGGGGAGACCCCGGAGAGUCCCCUGCCAUGCCGUCCCGGCUGCAUCGCUUCCGACCACGUUGUGCGGAGGUCAGCUCUCCCGUGAGGGAUCCAAGGCUGCGAUGCGUUGAAGCCCGGCUGACAGACAGCCCCACUCCCCAUCGUCACCGGCUGCCACAGUACACCAGGGGGGGUUGGUCACCUGCCACGGACAGACGGCAGGAGGGUAGGAACGACAAAGGAUCGAGGAAUAGCCUGGAGACGGCCCGAUGCAUCUUCCUGGGCCAGGGUGCCGAGCAGCCUGGAGCAAGCCAGACAUCCAGAGAACAAGAGGCGGAGGAGAUGAAGGCGGAGGAUGGCAAUCCAUGUUCAGGACCCCAGGUUCGGCAGAAUGCGCUCAGUGCCUCGCCCCUCUUGCUGCAGAAACAGGCAGAGUUUAAGAAGAGAGAGGCUCUGCUUUUGGGCCCCAUCCUGCUGGAGUGCACCCAGGCUGGGCUUCCAGUUACCUCACACCUACCUGAUGCCCAUGAGGUGGAGGGGCUCCCGGAGGGUGAAGGAAAUGGUGUGCAGGCAUCCUCGCGAAGCUCCAGCGGAGUGACAGGCAGUCUGCUGGACGGGGACAGCUUCUCCAGUCAAUCCAGCCCAAGGGACAGCGAGACGGGGAAUGGAUCCUCAGCAAUACAGACUGACAGCGGCUCAUCUGUGAUGGGACCUUCCCUUCACUCCCAGAAGAUCGCACGUGCUAAGUGGGAGUUCCUGUUCGGGACGUCGUCUGGCGAGGGUGCAGAGGCCGGACGUAAAGAUCUCCCAGAUGCUGCCACUGCCCCCCCUAGUGGUACCAGCAGUGAGUCACCGACUCCCACCCCCCCCAACUUACUGCCCUUGGCCUCACUGGCCAGCCACGACGUGCAGCACGUCUAUGUGGAGCUGGUGACCCCUCCUCCGGCAGAAGCGGGGGCAUCACCCAAAACGGGUAUCAUCCGGCGGACCGUGAAGUACUCGGAGACAGACUUGGACGCGGUUCCGCUGCGCUGCUACCGCGAGACGGACAUCGAUGAGAUGCUGGCUGAGCAGGACGAGGCCGACUCUGCAUUCGGCAGCAACCGUAGUGUGAUGGGCACCUCCGGUGCUGGCAGCAGCCCCCUCUGGGGGGCGCUCUAUGGGCACGUGGGUGAGGGGGCGGAGGAGGAGGAGGUUGCAGACUGGGUCAGCGUGAGGAUGCAGGGCGACAGGAAGAAGCAGCUGGCCUGUCAAGCAGAGGAUGACUUCUUCAGCAACAUCUUCAUGAGACGGCCGCAGGAAGAGCCCCUCGAUGGCCCCCCUGCCCUCAAGUCCCCACUGCAGGUGUUGACCCCCCUGCGUGCCUCAGAGGAGGUGGGGUUCGACACCUUCAGUCACCACUUCGAGAGCAUCGUGGAGUCGUACCGCGCCAAGGGCACGUCCUACAAUAGCCUGGAUGGCGCCAGCCAGUGUAGCUCCUGUGAGCCCACGGGCCUGACGUUCGACCCGCCCACUCUCAUGCCCGACCUGCCGGGCCGAUGCUUCCAGAGCGCCCAGCAGAUCGUCCAGCUGGCCUUCGCUCCCCUGGCGCACGGCGAGCUCGGGGCCAGCCAUUCGGAGUCCUCGGAUGCCACACGGGCACCGUCUAGUGAGCGACUGAGCAGCGAGGAUGCCCCGUCGCUAGGCAGCCUGGGCCCCACCGAGAGCUGGGCUGCCAAUGGCCUCGUGUACAGGGAGAAGACCGUUCGCCUAGCUGGGGACUCGGACAUGGAUCUGGACCUGAGCGAGAGGCUGGGCCUGGGCAGCACCGAUACCCUCACCAAUGGGAACCGGGCUGACUCGGAGGCCGCCAGAAGGCUGGCUAAACGGCUCUUCCAACUGGAUGGCUUCCGGAAGUCUGACGUGGCCCUGCACCUGAGCAAGAACAACGACUUCAGCCGUGUGGUUGCAGAGGAAUACUUGGGUUUCUUUGACUUUGCAGGUCUGACUUUGGAACAGGCUCUCCGGAUUUUCCUGAGGGAAUUUGCCCUCAAGGGAGAAACGCAGGAGAGGGAGCGAGUGCUGUCCCAUUUCUCCAGUAGGUUCCUGCAAUGUAAUCCAGACAGCGUAACUUGUGAAGACAGCAUCCACGCCUUAACCUGUGCCCUGAUGCUGCUCAACAGUGACCUGCAUGGCCAGAAUGUUGGCCGGAGGAUGUCAUGCAUGCAGUUUGUCAGCAACCUGGAGGGCAUGAACAAUGGGCAGGACUUCCCCAAGGACCUGCUCAAGGCGCUGUACAACUCCAUCAAGAACGAGAAGCUGCAGUGGACCAUCGACGAGGAGGAGCUACGCAAGUCCUUCUCCGAGCUGGGCGACUCCACGUCCCGUGGGGCCAAGCGCAUUGGCGGCGGCGGCGGACACUCCCUAAUGGGCGUGACCCCCCAGCCAGGCGCGCCUGUCUACAAAACUGGCUUCUUGGUGCGCAAGGUGCACGCGGACUCCGACGGCAAGAGAACUCCACGCGGGAAGCGAGGCUGGAAGACCUUCUAUGCCGUGCUGAAGGGCCUGAUCCUCUACAUGCAGAAGGGGGAGCUCCGGCCAGAGAAGCAGCUGUCUGACGAGGACCUGAAGAACGCCGUGUCCAUCCACCACUCGCUUGCUAUGCGAGCGGCCGACUACAGCAAGCGGCCCAACGUGUUCUACCUACGCACGGCCGACUGGAGGCUCUACCUCUUCCAGGCCCCGAACGCCGAGCAGAUGCAGUCCUGGAUCACACGCAUCAACACAGUGGCGGCCAUGUUCUCCGCCCCGCCCUUCCCAGCAGCCAUUGGCUCUCAGAAGAAGUUCAGCCGGCCUCUGCUGCCCGGGUCCACCUCCAAGCUGUCGCAGGAGGAGCAGGUGCAGUCCCACGAGGCGCGGCUUCGCACCGUGUCCUCGGAGCUGGCCGAGCUGCGCUCGUACCCGCCGGACCGCAAGGUCAAAGGGCGUGAGCUGGAGGAGUAUCACCAGCGGGACGAGUACCUCGACUUCGAGAAGACACGCUACAGCACGUACUCCACGCUGCUCCAUGCCAAGAUCCGCUGCGGCGAGGAGGACCUGUCCGUGUUCGAGUGCCAGGUGCUGGAGGAGGGCAGCCUGCAGCAAGCCCGGUCCAGCCCCACGUUGCAGCAGGAGGGCAGCCUGGCCGACAGCGUCAAGCCCGCAAAGCGCGCCGAUGGGCCCAGGCACAGCUGCCGGCAGGCAGUCAAGAAGUGAGGGGUGCCGGAGGAAGGGGGGGCGGCGCGGCCUGGGAGAGCCCCGCGUCUGGAGGGGGGGCCGUCUCGCCCCGUCCGAGCAUAUUUUUUGAGGUCCCAGAGGGUCGGUGGGACUGUGGAGGGCCCGGGGGAGGCCGGGGAGCCCGCAUGCUCAGGGCGCCUCCUGUCUGUCCAUUGUUCGUGGCCCACAGGUGAAGCUAAAGCCAUGUGACUGACGUGGCGGGAGAGGAGCAGGAGGGAGGGAAGAAGCCAGCGGGGAGCCCAGAGGACUGGGGAGGGGUGCGUGUGAGGGAGCGCAUGACCGCCCCCUGCUAUUGCCCACAGAGAAGAGCAUCUACGCACAGAGAUGUCGGAGUUUUUGUACCUGAACGCAUUUCGCUGUUGACAGCUGCCAUAAUUUUGUCCCUAAUUUCAGCCAGACCCUGUACCAGUUGGUACAGAUUCAUGUCACCUGGAGGACCAAAACAUUUUUAAAAGGCUCAUAAUCUCAGUUCAUUUUAAUUUAGCUACAGAGUUAAAUGAUAAAUGUAUUAUUAUUAUUAUUAUAAUUAUAAUUAUUUUGCAGCUGCUUAGAAAUUUUAGAUAGCUUUUAUUUUUGUUUCUGAUGUCCGUAGCUGUUGCAUUCUGGGUAUUUGUGACCUGUCAUGUCCCCUUUCCCUGUAGAAGACGCUGGCUAAUGCACGUUCAUUACAGCAGUAAGGCCAAGUACAGAGUCCUCCAUGCUGAGCUGCUGACCCCCCCCCCCACAAAGGGGCAGGAUGGGUAGGAGAGGGGGCCAUCCUGGGACGAUCGCACAGAACCUUGCGCAGGGCUCUGCGUUACCUUGUGUGUGGCCCUCCUCUCUGUUGGGUCACUAGAGGAAAUGACAUCAUAAUGGGGACGCAGACCCGUUUCCAUGGAAACUCCCAUAUCCGGAGAGAUGCGUCCCCCCCAGAUCUGCUUCAGAAGCCAUUGGCUUUGGCCAUUUUUCUCUCAAUGACAAAGUCUUGACUGAUCGCUGGGCUUGCUUUCACAUCUUCUCUUACUUAUAUGCCUUUGAUCUAGGAAAAUGCAAGACAUUCUGUGCUUAGUGACUGUUGUAUCUUUGUGUGACAGCAUCUCCUUAUAUAACGUACUUUUUUCUUAGUGAUAGAGGCCAUUUUUAAAACUAGCCUGUCUCGCUCGUCCGAUACUUGUCCACUCUUGAGUGCUGAGGAGGAGGGUCGUCUUUAAGAUUCAAUCCAGUCGUUGUCACUCAUAAGAGAAGGACAGACUCCCCCUGGCGGCUGCCCUGUGCUGCAGCUCGGCCGUGUCACAGAUGGUAAAGCCCUUUGUGACUCAGACUGUGAAUGGAUGACAUUAACGUUAAAUAUGCAGCAGCUAGUGGCGUCCUUUAAGCAGGAGUUUAUGCACGUAUUUUGUUUGUAAAGUGGCCAUUAUCCUAUUUUGUUACCUGGUGUGAGGCAAGUUAGCAAUUUCCCUUAAAUGCCAGCGAAUAUGCCCAGUAAUCAUCCACGCAACACAGUGUGGACCAAAGUGAGGAUUUAAUGGGAUGGAGGGACCAUAUCGUACAGUGUAAAUACCACAUUACAGAAAUGUCGCUUUCAGAUGUUCAGAUCCAUUUUAAAUAUUUGGGAACACGGAGUUCUGAAAAAUAUUAAACGUUUUGCAUGCCGCGUAAAUAUUAAUCUACCUAGAUUAAUAAACAAAUCGAAAGUUGGAAAGUGUCAUGUGAAGACGAAACGCCGAGUUAUGUGAUACAGUUUACUUAGGAUACGUGGCGUGAUGGUUGGGAUUAAGCGGAUCUGUCCGUGGGUGCAAAUUCCUCUUUAGGGAACGGUGCUUGCAACCAGCAUGUUGUGGGUUUGAGUCGGUGACGGUGAUGGCGGUGGCAGCGGGGGAAUGCGCUGUUUUACCUUUAGUUAACCUGUUGCUUUACUUAAAUAACCAAGCAGCAUACAUGAAUAAAUUGCAUAUAUUUUGAAUGAAAGUGUUCGCUAUGAAGCUAAAUAACAGCCGCUUACUGAACCCAGGUGAUUUUUUUUUUUAAAAGAAUGAUUCCAUUUAGUACCUUAACCGUGGUAUCCCGAGCAUGAUGUGAAACGUGGUAGUUAUUGCCGUAUUCGUCGUUCUGUUUAUUCGUUUAGAUUUCAGUUCGAAAGUGACGUACAAUGAGGGAGACUUAAUCUGAAAGAAUGCAAGGGCUCGUCUUUUGGAGAAAAAGCAACAAAAAUCAUUUAGCAUUUGUACGAGCAAUGAAUUUGAUUGAAGAUCAUUUUAUACGCCCUAGUUUAUCCUUUAACGCGCAAGGAUUUUUAUACAUUAACAAAGAAGAAAAUGACCAUUUUAAAUGAUACCUGUAGUGAUAUUUAAAGAGCUGUAUAUGAAUGUAAACUAUUCCUAAGGAGAUAUAUAUACAUAUAUUCCGCGGGUAUGACGUAGUCUCUUGGUGACGUUGGAAUGCUAUUAUUAUACUCAGGCUCCUGCUCUUUGUAGAAAAACCAUAUGCAGUAAUAGCAGCAUUACACCAGCAGAGGGCGCUGUUUCACUGUAUAACCGGCUCUGCCAUAAAGCUCUUAAGGCAGCACUGAACACAGUCAAUUCAUUGUAUACCAGUGUCCGCCAAACUCUUUCUCCAGCCUGCCGUUUCUUGCGAGUGAGGAUCCAGGAAGUGUGUCACAUGUGCGCGUUUCUCUGUGUAAGACUCUUAUGCAUGGAAGAUCCCCCCUUUUCACCGAUGGUGCUCUUUCAGGUGCCGGGUCGGGGGAGGGGGGGGGGGUGACUGGUCCGUUUCGGACGGGGAGUGGGCGGGGCCAGCGCACGUCACUGUUUUGCGUAUCUCCCACACUUGUCUGUCUCUUAUGCAUCGCCCCUGGUUGAAGGGACAGCCGACAUGGUGACAUGGCCGCUCUGUACAUACAUCCCAGCAUAGAUUUCAUGGCACAUUGCGGACUAAGGUAGCUUGCCUUAGUUCUAAUGAAAUGCGCGUUAAAAAAAAAAAAACAAGGGAUGCAUUUUCCAUCUGUCUGUGCAGCCGACCAACACUUGCCAGCUGGGGAUGCUGUGUUUAGAAUUGUUUACGUGCCAUCACUCACCAGGGACGACGCGCUGGGAAAGGUGUGAAUGGGGUUCUGCAUCUCCAAUAGCUAUCAUGUGACUUCUUUUAAAUGUUAUCACUGGGGUCCUUUGGCCCACUUUAGCUGUUCACUUGAUGCCUGCUCGUAAAGAAGCGACCGUAAGGAAAUAUUUGUAUAUGAGCUGUUUUUUUUUGGAGGCCUACUGGUAAAAUUAUAAUAAACAGGUGUUUUAAAAACAA